UACUCUUCGGCCAACUGUUGCGGCGUUUCGUAUGUUUUGCUUCAAAUGAGAUUCGAUGGACUCAUUGGGUUCGCCGGCGGAGAAGUGGAUGUCCACGACGUGACCGUCGAUGAUAUCAUUGAAGCCACUAAUCGGGAACUCAACGAAGAGAUCGCUUACGACUUGAGUGGCGUCACCGCCGAGGAAUGGAUUUGUUCCCAUCGAGACGUCGGCUCUUCAUUCAUACAACAUUUCUUCGCCAAAGAACUGACUUUCGAUGAGUUGAGACAAUUAGAGACCACUCACAUGACUGCCCAACACUUCCCAUCCGAGUCUUUAGGUGUAUUUCGUGUCCCAAUCGGAGGCUUUGAUCAAAAGGAGACCUCAAAAAAGUUUUUGCGAAACUUUUUGCGCCAAAAAUUUGCCGGAAAUGCGAGACAACAGUUCAUCGAAACCAUUAAGAAGUUAUCACUCAUUAGCAGUGAAGACCAAAAGUGGAUUGAAUCCAAUGAAUGCCACGACAUUGACGACAAUUUACUCAAUGGACACGACGUGUCCGUAGAAGUGAAGGCACUGUUGCGGACGGAACUACCCGUUCAUUAUUACGACGAGAGCGUAGACGUGAUCUACGGUCUGAUGGUUAUCAGAGAUAACGGACUCUUUGACUUUAUUGGCACUCAAUUCGUUGAAUCUAAUGAUCAAAAUUUAAUGAUUGAUGCCUUAAAUAAUAAACUAGAAAAGGAUUUGGGAAGCGAUUGGUCAGCAAUUGAUUGGAAAUGCGGUGCCAUUCCGUUAUCAUUGGACAACGACUCGAGUAAUGUAUUUUGCAUUGACUUAACCGCCGAUCAAUUCACACAAAUUGAAGAGCACUUCACUAAAUCCAAGAGUUUUGGCGUUAAAUCGUAUGGUCUGAUCCGCAUUCCCUUCUUAUUCCGGGGCUCAACACAAAAGUCGGACUCUUAUGUGAACCGAUUCUUUAAUGGCUGUCAAUUGCAAUGCAGAGACGAGACGGGGAAAGAAGUUGACUGGUAUGUGGUCUAUAAGUUGCCGCGAAUAACGGGCGCUAAACCUCCUCUGGAGACGGGCGCUAAUUAUGCUUAUAUGACGAGUGAAUCCAAGUCCGGAUGGAUUCUUUCUGAUCGCAAUAUUACCGAUGAAAAGUCCAUAUUUGGUCAAACAUUGGCACCACUUUAUGUCAAAACCAUAGACCCGUCAAUAAGUUAUUUAAAUUAUAACGAUCAGCCGCCCAACGAUACUGCAACUCACGGCGCCGCUCACGCUAAAGGGGUCGUCGCCGCUAAUGGCAAACAAGGCUUUUGGCUCAUCCAUUCAGUGCCACACUUCGCCCCAAUUGAGACUGACCAUCAGUAUGUAUACCCCUCGACGGGCACGAUGUACGGACAGACGGCUCUUUGCAUAUCAAUCGAUAUCAAUCAAAUUGACAAAGUGUUCACACAAUUACUUUAUAUGCAAUCAUACGUUUACCAAAUGAAUAUUACUCCAGAAUUGGCUAAACAGUCCACAAAAAUUGAUGCCCUGAAGAGAAAAGAGUGGGAUUCUGGCAAAAAGAGUGUCGUGAGUAUAACGAGUUCCGGUGGCAUCGCUUUCACCAGUUUUAGCAAAAGUCCCGCAGAUCUCGUCGAUCUGUACUCCGGUAUCGUUGCGUCCGAACUCGACAUUAAUCUCUACGUCGAGACGUGGCGUAAGGGAGCGGGAAGUCCACUGCCCUCCGAGUGUGACCUGAAAGACACGGUCGAGAAUGUGCACGAAAUUAGCCUCUCUUUCAAUAACUCCAAACUGACGGGUGUUUUCGACUAUCUUCACGAUCACAGCAAAUGGGCGAUCAGUAAGACAUCGACCGCACCGUACGUCUGCUUCGGAGACAUUAACCGAAUGAAGUCUCAGUUCAAGAGAGGCGGCGCUACCACUUGUUUCAAGAACCCU
Messenger RNA from Medioppia subpectinata, 1923 nucleotides. The record is from the annotation of a GenBank genome assembly. Lineage: Eukaryota; Metazoa; Arthropoda; Arachnida; Sarcoptiformes; Oppiidae.